UAUUCAUACCCAAAUUAAUAAUUAUGUUGAUUUAAUUUCAUUCUUGAGCACCUUGGGAGUGCAGUAGGGUGUACUCAUGAUCACAAGGUGUCGAUGUCACUCAGUUCACUAUCAGACCUAGAGAGAGACACACUCAGGUAAGUCGGUUUGUGGAGAUGAAGUUAAUUCUGCAUUUAUCGUUUGGCACUGAGUUUAGCCCCAAUGUACCAUCGAGCCACCUCCAUAAUAAGCAUGGAGAGAGAGUACAAAAUGAGAAUGUCUUGGUGGUUGUUCAAUGAAGCUUUUGGAAAAAACAAUAGAAUGGCUUAAUUUCCAUAAACACCAAUGUGUCCAUUGUGUUUCUUUUCAUCAGCAGGAUUGUGUCUCUUCCCGGCAGAUAAGGCAUGCUGCAGGAACAGGUUGCAUUCUUCUCUUUUACACUCCAGUGUCCUGCGUGUAGGAACAUCUUCACAGACCCGGUGGAUUUACCAUGCAGCCACACCUUCUGCCAGAAAUGCCUCUUGGAUCUCCUACAGCCCAGCUCGGGUCAACAGCCGUGUCCAGAGUGCAGCCAGCCUUUCAGCCUCAAAGACCUGAAGCCCAACAGCCUCCUGAAGAACCUGGUGGAUGUGGGCAGGGAAGACCUUACCAAGAUGGUGGCCGCCAAGGACCCCCAGAGAGGAAGAGCGGUAGACCCUGUCCAAUUCCAGAGGAACUCCACGCUUGUGUGCGCUGACCACGACGAGAAGCUCAAGCUCUUCUGUGAGACGGAUCAGAAGCUCAUUUGUGUCAUCUGUAGGGACUGUGCGGCACAUGAGGGACACAGCUUUAAACCAGCGAAGGAGGUCGCCAAUGCCUACUUGGAGGAAGUGAACAGUCCCCAGUGUAGGUCUGAGCUUCACAGCUGGGUGACUCUCACCUCUGCGGACACCCCCCACCCACCACCAACCCCUCCAGUAAGGAUGUCAGGAGGCCAGGACCACAGUUCACACACACACAACAAUGAGUACAUUCUACACAGCGUUGGAGAAUGUGUGCUAUAAGGGUUCAGAAAAUAAAAUAAUCAUAAAAUAAUCUCAGUGUGUAAAAGGAUGCGUAUUUUAUGAGUGUAUGGUGAUAAACAGGCUGAGACGCAGGUGUAUCUUUGUAUUUGAUUUGAUUUACUGUAGAUGAAGAUAUUGACUCGAGUUGUACUUUAGUUUACUUAAACUAAAUUUUGGAUUAA
Alosa alosa (allis shad) is the source of this 1204-nucleotide messenger RNA. Its product is annotated as zinc-binding protein A33-like. The record is from RefSeq and is a predicted model, not a curated record. The transcript has 4 exons. Gene Ontology annotation, molecular function: zinc ion binding. NCBI's taxonomy places the organism in Eukaryota, Metazoa, Chordata, Actinopteri, Clupeiformes, Clupeidae. The coding region runs from base 384 to 1022 and encodes 212 amino acids.